GAACAUUCUCGCCUCUUCGUCUCACUCUCCUCCAUCAAAUAUCUUCUUCACAUAUAAGUAGUAUUUUCACAACAAUCUUUCAUGGUUUUUGCCAAAUUCAUCACUUUCUGGGCAGGUUUUCGUCGUUGACAUUCUCAAACAGCCGAAAUCGAUCAUCUGAAACGAAGUUAAAUUAAAGAAGAUCAAAAGAGACCAUGUGUUUGGUGUUUGUAUGCGAUGAAGACGAAAGGAUCGUCGGACAAAAACAGGCGCCGGGAUCAUGCCCCUACUGCGGUGGGUUGAUACAAGCGAUGGACAUAGAAAGUCAGUGGAGGCUGUGUUUCCUUCCUUUCUACUAUAAGACCAAACGCAAGUACUACUGUACUCUCUGUUCUCGACGCCUUAUUCUUCAGUACUAGGGUUUUCAUUUCGUUGUUUUAAAUCAUGAUUGUUUGAUCUUCCAAGUUCUAUUUCGUUUUGUGUAUAUUGUUUAAAUUUGUAUAAAGUUAUAGUCGAUGAUGUGAGUUAUAUGGA
This is a messenger RNA of Lactuca sativa (garden lettuce), 513 nucleotides long. RefSeq names its product methionyl-tRNA synthetase. Lineage: Eukaryota; Viridiplantae; Streptophyta; Magnoliopsida; Asterales; Asteraceae. The record is from RefSeq and is a predicted model, not a curated record.